AUGUUUGAUAUCUCCUAUAAUGAGCUAAAUGAACUGAGCAAAGAGUAUUACAAAGCAUUUCAGGCAUUGUAUAGGCUAAAUACCAAAGAACAAGAUGAAAUUGAGGAUAUUUACAAGGGAAUUAAAAAACAAUUCAUUGAUACAAAAAUGUUUCUGCCACGCCAGUUCCCAGAAAUAAUACGUACUGCUGCCAAAUACAAUAUAAAGUACUUGAAAUCAUAUUAUUUGAUUUUCAAAAAGUUUUGUUACGAGUAUAAUGUUGCGAGCUAUUAUUCAUUACAAGAGUACUAUUUUUAUAAAAUACAGGGCUCAUCAUUUAAUCCAUCGUUGGAAGAAAGAUUCAUUGCAAACCUCAUAUGUAAGUUCUUUACAUAUAUUCCUACAAAUCGAGUCAAAGUUGAUGAAUUUCCAUCAAAAAGCAAUAUCUUGGACAUUCACGAAGAAAACUCAAUACACAGUGCAAUAAUGGAUGAUGACAAAGAGUUAUUUAUAUCCUUCACUCUUCGUGAAGGGUUCAAUAUGAAACAAAGAUUCGAUAGUGAAAUUUAUCCAAAUAACUCAAAUUCAUUACUCGAAUUAUGUUGUUAUUAUGGAGCUGUAGGUUGCUUCAAAUAUCUUCGCGAUGAAUUUAAAUUCCGUAUUACAGAUCAGUGUCUUUGUUAUUCAUUUUUGAGUGGAAAGCCAUACAUCAUGAGUGAAUGUUUGAAAUACAGAAAACCAAAAGAAGAAUGCAUGAAAUAUGCUAUCAUUUCUCAUAACACUGAUUUUGUCAGCUUUUUGAUGAAUGAAUAUAAAUUAAAAAUCAAUCUAGAAGAUUGUAUUAAAUUCAACAACAUCCAAGCAUUCUUAAUUUAUAUUGCUGAUAAGAACAUGAAUAUGGAUGCAGUCAUAAAAUCAAUGAAAUUUCAGUUCCCUUUGCUAUGUGAAUAUUUUCUUUCCCGUUGUGUUUUAGGGCAAAUUUAUUCCACAUUCAUUAAUGAUUGUUUCAGAGAAGCAGUCCAAUGUGAAUGUAAAAAAAUAGUAGAGAUUCUUAUAUUACAUGGUGCCAAUGUUAAUAAUUCUUAUUCUCCUCUUUCUUAUGCUGCCGGAAAAAAUAACACCGAAAUAGCAGAACUCCUAAUCUCUCAUGGGGCAUUGGUUAAUGCAAUAGAUGAGUUUGAAACUCACCUUCUUCAUGAAGCAACAAGAAAUAACUGCACUGAAACAGCAAAGACUCUUUUAGAGAAUGGAGCACAUGUCAAUGCAAAAGAUGUGUUUGGUAUGACACCUCUCCAUAUUGCAGCAAAAUCUGAUUGCACUGAAACAGCCGAACUUCUACUUUCAUAUGGAGCAAAUGUCAAAGCAAAGGAUAAUUAUGGAAACACACCAUUUUUCUAUGCAAUUUCAAAUGAUUGCAUUGAAACAGCCAAAAUUGUGUGCCCACAUAAGUACAUGAAAUGUUGUCUAAUUUUAUGA
Messenger RNA from Trichomonas vaginalis G3, 1455 nucleotides. RefSeq names its product spectrin binding. Gene Ontology annotation, molecular function: protein binding. The transcript has a single exon. The record is from RefSeq and is a predicted model, not a curated record. Bases 1 to 1455 code for a protein of 484 amino acids. Lineage: Eukaryota; Parabasalia; Trichomonadida; Trichomonadidae.